Lampris incognitus (smalleye Pacific opah) is the source of this 4870-nucleotide messenger RNA. RefSeq names its product rubicon autophagy regulator (gene rubcn). The record is from RefSeq and is a predicted model, not a curated record. Gene Ontology annotation, biological process: negative regulation of endocytosis; negative regulation of autophagosome maturation. Gene Ontology annotation, molecular function: phosphatidylinositol phosphate binding. Bases 174 to 2993 code for a protein of 939 amino acids. Lineage: Eukaryota; Metazoa; Chordata; Actinopteri; Lampriformes; Lampridae. Gene Ontology annotation, cellular component: early endosome; late endosome. The transcript has 21 exons.
CUGGGUAAGGAGGCCCAACAAGGGCGUUUGGUCUGUCGCUGACAGGCGGUCGGCUGGACAUGUCGGACCUUCUUCGGCCAUCCAGAAAGCUAGUUUGAAGCUAAUUCAAGCGACGUAAGGUGGCUCUGGAGCCCUGGACGGGGCAGGAGGCUGCUAGUUAUUUCCCGGAGAAGAUGGAGGUGACGACGGAGGGAGAGGUGGAGGAACGCAGGCGGGAGCACUGGAAGCUGCUGUCCAGUCUGAAGACCACGGUGGAAGGCCUGGUGUCCACCAACAACCCCAACGUAUGGUCACGUUACGGCGGCUUGCAGAGGCUCCACAAAGACAUGAACAACAUCCUAAGUCAUGAACUGAAGAACGAUCAGGUGUACUACAAGCAGAAAGACUACUGGGCGUUUGUGUGGUGCGUUCGCUUUAUCAGCCCUCACCUGGCCUCACAUGUGGAACAGUUCAAUCUGUUGGAGCCUGUGCUGAGUGGGGGAGGUCAGGUCGGGGGGGAGAGUUAUAAGGCAGAGCGCUGGUUGCUGCACAGCCUACAGGCUCACAUGCUCUCCGCCCAGCUCCACCCACUCCUCCACCACUUGGAACACACACGCAAGUACUACAACGACGAGGCGUUCCUGCUGAGCGAGCCUCAUGUGACGGCCAUGUUUCAGUGUCUGGAGGCAGUUGAGCAGAACAACCCCAGGCUGCUGGCCCUGAUAGACACAGUUGGGUUGUCUCCACUGAAGGGCCCUCCAUGUCUGGGUCUGCUGAAGAGCCAGAGUCUCUGUGUGCUGCCGGGAGCGGGCGGAGCCUGGAGGAGCGCCACCUCCAGAGAGGAGACCUUGAGCCGCAGGCUAACUACGUCCAACGUCUCCCUCAGAGAUGCCCACGCCACCGUCCGACACACCGCCACCUCCUCCCAGAACGCAACCAACAGAGCAACUGGCCUGGGCGCUCCCUGGGAGUGUGUGUCCGGGCCGGGAGACACACCUGCUCCUGCCUCCGCCACCGUCCCCCACAUCUCCCUCACCAAGCCCCCCUCUCUCACCGAGGCCCACCCCGAGGCAUGCGACUCAGGUGAGGGGGACUAUGAUGAUGGGCCGGAGUACCUGGCCAUCGGGAACCUGGGAAAACACAGCUCUAACUCCAGAGGCUCCACCCCCAGCUGUGGGCAGGCAGAGGGAGAGAAACAGAACACCCUGGCUGUUGCUCCACCCCCUCCCCGACGGUCCUCUUUCUCCGAGGGCCAGAGGGGGCUUGGCCGGGCGCCUCGAGGCCACACCCGCUCGCUGUCCGACACGGGGGUCAACCAGAAACACCGGCAUGAGUCCGGAGGGGACGACUGCUGUAUGAAGGACUACAACCCCUUCUCACCACAGAGCAGUGAUUCAAGCACACCCAGUUCCAUCUACAUGGAGGCUAAUGGCUCCCAGUACAGCAGUGUUCCAGACUGUAUGUUCCGGAAGCCUUCGGAGGGGCAGAGCCUCAUCAGCUACCUGUCGGAGCAGGACUUUGGCAGCUGUGCUGACCUUGAGAAGGAGAACGCCCACUUCAGCAUCUCCGAGUCGCUGAUCGCAGCCAUUGAGCUGAUGAAGUGUAACCUUCGUCGUCAUGAGUGUGAGGAAGAGGAGGGUGAUAGCGACAGUGAGAUCCAGCAGCUGAAGCAGAAGAUCCGUCUGCGGAGGCAGCAAAUCCGCCGCACCCGCCUGCCGCCCUGCGUGUCGUCUCAGCACCUGUUUCACUCUACAGACAGUGGAGGAUCCAGGAGGAGUUCCCAGGACUCCUCUCAGGGUCUGUCAGACUCCGGAUCAGCUGAGGAGGUGGAGGAAUGUGAACUGCGAGAUGGCUGUGAGGGUCGCUCCCUGCUGGAGGUGUCCCAGAGCGGCCUCUCGCUGUCGCUCGCCUCCCUCUUCUCAGAUGCAGACAUCAAGCGCAGCGUGACGUCCAGCAGCAGGUCUUUCUUCAGCUCAGACUCUCUUUCUCGGUCGCUCUUGCAGUCCAACUCAGCAGAGUCGGUGGCCAUGGGUCUCCUCAGACAGUUUGAGGGGAUGCAACUUCCUGCUGCCUCAGAGCUCGACUGGCUGGUACCAGAACACGACGCUCCACAGAAGCUGCUGCCCAUCCCCGACUCUCUGCCCAUCUCCCCAGAUGACGGUGAGCACGCUGACAUCUACAAGCUGAGGAUCCGUGUGCGAGGCAACCUGGAGUGGGCGCCGCCCCGGCCGCAGAUCAUCUUCAAUAUCCACCCGGCCCCCAAGAGGAAGACGGUGGUCGCCAAACAGAACUACCGCUGUGCUGGCUGUGGCAUCCGCGUUGACCCAGAUUACAUCAAGCGACUCCGCUACUGUGAAUACAUCGGUCGUUACUUCUGCCAAUGCUGCCACGAGAACGCCCAGACGGUUGUCCCCGGCCGCGUGCUCAGGAAGUGGGACUUCAGUAAAUACUACGUCAGCAACUUUGCCCGGGACUUGUUGAGCAAGAUUGCCGGGGACCCCCUGUUCAACCCCAAUGACAUCAACAGUGGUUUAUACAAGAAGAACAAAGCUCUGGAGACAGUCAGGGUGUUAAGAGUGCAGCUGUUUCACAUGAAAAACCUCCUCAAGACCUGUCGCCUGGCUAAAGGUGUGCUGGACCAGUUCGACACUCUGCCAGGUCACCUGACUGAAGACCUCCACCUCUUUUCUCUCAAUGACCUCACCGCCGUGCGUAACGGAGAGCUGGCCCCCCGCAUGAAAGAGCUGCUGAAACUUGGUUCCACGCAUGUAGCUGGCUGUGUGCUGUGCCAGGCCAAAGGCUUCGUGUGUGAGUUCUGUGGGAAUGACAAAGACAUCAUCUUCCCCUUCCAGCUGAACAAGUGCCAGCGUUGUGAAGAAUGCCAUGCCUGUUACCACCGUGGCUGUUUCCGGGCAGGCAGAGACUGCCCGCGGUGCCAGCGUCUGGCAGAGCGGCGGGAGAAGAUGGCACGUCGGAACAUGGAGGAACAGGAAGACGAGGGAGGUGGGAGCUAGUGUGAGCCGCCGAGGAGGAGACGAAAAGGAGCACAACGUGACCGUGAUGAUUGUAGUGACUUGCCUUUCCCUUUCAGACUGCUGCCUGUUUGUUUUAGUCCGUGGAGCGCGCCAAGCGGACGGGGUGUGUCACACGAGAUUUACUCAGAGGAGCUGAUGAGUUUCAGACUGGGAGAUUGUCUAAACUCCAUACUUGCUGUGGCAAACCCUGUCUGCUCUGCACCGAGAUGGACAGAAAACCCGUUUAAAGGUCCGCAGCAAUACUCUAAUCCAGACCUGCUUUCUCUUAAAUCCAGAUUUAGCUUCCUGUCUACGAGUGCAGCUUCCACUGAGCGCUGAAACUCUGCUGUUCUUACCGGCUGCUGGUUUAGCUUGAGGUCCGUCUGUUUCUCUUAACCAGAGUUUGCAGGAAUAUUUCAGUUUUGCGUUGCUUUUCAAACUGAUUGCCAAGUAAACCUGCAGGCUCUCCUGUCUGCCUCUAGGGUUUGGUUUGUGUAGCGCGGACGUUGGGGGGCUGAGUUGUCGUUUUUAAGCGGAGGGCGCUGAAAUAAUCCCUUUAAUGGCAGAACUACCUGUUCCCGUCCCGUUUUAAGAUGUUUUAGCUGAGCUAACGUGCCUCUGGGACCAAUGCACUGACACUGCUGGAGCCACAUCGGUAACCAAAACAUGGACUGGCGAUACUGGACUAUGUGGGGUGGGGGGUGGGGCAGUCGGUGUGGCAAUUUUUUUUUUUUUUAAAGGGGUCUGUGAUGAUUUGGUGUGUGUGUGUGUGUGUGUGUGUGUGCUGUCCAUGCAUUUUGCAUCAGCCUAACCGGGCACUUCAGCGUUUCCUUUUAAUGACUGGUCUUGAUUAACGGCGGCCGUGUGUGGUUGCACUAACCUGGUGUGUUUGUGUUGGAGGGGGAUGCCACUUUGGGUUCUUUUACAUUCUGUUUAAACACAAACCUUCACUUUUACGACUCCUAACCCACCGCUGGCUUAUAAAGCUGCUCUCACCGGGUCUCCUUAUCCACGUCGUCCCCUCUGGAACGAGCUGAACGGCGUCUGCUCGCAGAAGGCCGCCGGUCUGGAGACAGACCCUAGCCGAGGUUCGUGUUCACGUGAGGAGCAUCUCGACUUCCCCUUUCUGCAGAGUAAAGAUGAUCUGAGCUUCUCCAGUAUCAGCUGAACUUGUCCCUUUUCACAUGAUGGGUCACUGUCCCUCGGCGUGACCCAUCAUGGACUCCUUCUCACGAGGGAUCUGCUCAGAGAAGUUCCAGUCAGCUGUGGAAAGUUUUUCUGGAACUUUCCUUUCAUUUCCCCAUCAGUAGAUUCAAGUAGAUUCAAAAUGAAGCCUGAAUAAAAGAUCUAGAAGAUCGCGUUGACCAGAACGAUGCAGUGAGACCAGAUGAUGACAGAACCCGGUGUCACCUUGAGGUUGUUGAAGUCAUUUGGAGAACAAAAGUCUAAACUGUUGAAGCCGCUGAUGCUAAAAUCAGAAUGGAGCCAGGACGGACCGCAGCUCAGCGUUUGUUGUGGGCUGCUUUUCUGAGAGGACGAGACACGAACGCGCCUUGAACCCUGAGAACACCGCGAGUGUUUCCGUGCAAUAACUUCAGUCGUCGUCCCUUCGCCUGCUCAACACGCCGCGUGUGGGUUUCAGACAGGCGGCUUUUAAAAAGCGUCGCUGAGCGUUCAAGCUGCUGUUGAGCAUGAGUUAACUCUCCGCUGAGGAUUCUCUGCUCGUGGACGGGUCUUCUGACACGCAGACCUGCACAGUUGAAAAUGCACUACAGAGGAAAUGACUCCUUAUAAAUACUGAUUGCUAUUCUGAUUAAUUUUGUGUUUGUGUUAAUUUGCUUUUGUGUAAUUCUGUUGAUAAUAAAAGACUGGCCAGA